This is a messenger RNA of Thlaspi arvense, 429 nucleotides long. The record is from the annotation of a GenBank genome assembly. NCBI's taxonomy places the organism in Eukaryota, Viridiplantae, Streptophyta, Magnoliopsida, Brassicales, Brassicaceae.
AGAAAGAGAAUGGUCUUAAAUGGAUAUUUGUCUGUUGAGUUUGACAUUAAGUCUCCGGCUAACGAAUUCUUUCAAACAUACAUCGAGAUAAUGGAUCUCCCUAAAGCCAAUGCCAUGGUGAAGACCGAGGUUAUAGCUUUUGGGAAGAAGAAGACUACAUAUAGAAUGUGCGGCUUUCACAUAUCGGAGUGGUACAAGACGCUCAGAGGAACAAUCGACAAGGCCACGUGGCAAAACCCGGAUUUUUACAGAAAGCUCGAAGGAACCAUGACCGUCACUCAUGUGGAAGACAAUGACCGUGACCGUGCGACGUUGACCGUGGAGUACGAGAAGACCCGCCCUGACAUCGAAGACCCAAAAUCCAUCAUGGACACUAUUGUCGACUUCUUUAAGGAAUUGGAUAAGUAUCUUCUUGAAUCAUUGAAAUAG